Fulmarus glacialis (Northern fulmar) is the source of this 1186-nucleotide messenger RNA. It is a transcript of the gene KCTD15, whose product is annotated as potassium channel tetramerization domain containing 15. The transcript is spliced from 5 exons. The record is from RefSeq and is a predicted model, not a curated record. Gene Ontology annotation, molecular function: protein binding. Gene Ontology annotation, biological process: protein homooligomerization. Bases 1 to 801 code for a protein of 266 amino acids. Lineage: Eukaryota; Metazoa; Chordata; Aves; Procellariiformes; Procellariidae.
AUGUGGAUUCAUAAUGGGGAGGGAAGAAGCAUGUCCCGUCUGUCUCUAACACGGUCCCCGGUUUCUCCUCUGGCUGCUCAAGGAAUUCCUCUCCCAGCUCAACUCACCAAGUCGAACGCUCCCGUGCACAUCGAUGUAGGAGGACACAUGUACACCAGCAGCCUGGCUACCUUGACAAAGUACCCAGACUCCAGAAUAAGUCGUCUGUUUAAUGGCACAGAGCCUAUUGUCUUGGACAGUUUAAAACAACAUUAUUUCAUUGAUCGAGAUGGUGAAAUUUUCAGAUAUAUAUUAAGCUUCCUAAGGACAUCUAAGCUACUGCUCCCAGAUGACUUUAAGGACUUUAAUCUUUUAUAUGAAGAAGCAAAGUAUUACCAGCUGCAGCCAAUGAUUAAGGAACUUGAGCGAUGGAAACAAGAGAAAGAACAAAGGAAACAUUUCCAGCCUUGUGACUGCUUGGUCGUAAGAGUGACUCCAGAUCUGGGGGAAAGAAUUGCAUUGAGCGGGGAGAAAGCUUUAAUAGAAGAGAUCUUCCCAGAGACCGGGGACGUCAUGUGCAACUCCGUAAACGCAGGCUGGAAUCAGGACCCUACCCAUGUUAUUAGGUUUCCUUUGAACGGAUACUGCCGGUUGAAUUCAGUGCAGGUGCUCGAAAGAUUAUUUCAGAAGGGAUUUAACGUCGCAGCUUCAUGCGGUGGUGGGGUGGAUUCCUCUCAGUUCAGUGAAUACGUGCUGUGUCGCGAAGACAGACGACCACAACCUACCCCAACAAUCAGAAUAAAACAGGAGCCCCUGGACUAGACUCUACCCGUACUCCUUUGUAACCGUAGAAGUGUUUAAUAGUCCCUUAUGUGAAAUACUAAGGAUUUGCAAAACAGUAUUAGCAAACAGAUUUUGACUUUAUGUUGCCAAUUAGUGGUAUUCUGAAACUACCUGUCACAUAGCCAGCCAUGAAAUGUAUUUGAAAAACCAGUUGUCCGUUUUUCACGAUGAAAUUCCUGAGCAUGCUCAGCAUACCAGCCCUGCUGGCAGUGUACUUUGGGCUGAACAGCUGUGGUGGUGAAAAAGGCAAAGCUUCAUAAACCCCUGACCCUAGAUUGGACUUCUGCAGAAAGACCAAUUAAAGCAAUUUGAAUAGAUCAGCAGGAGAAACGGUUCUGACAGCCUUUCCAAUGAUACCCCGAUG